UCAAUGGGGCCCUGUAUGCAGGCCCGGUGGUUGUCCAGCUCCUCCCUACCCUUGGCCCCCAUUGGCAGUCGCAGUCUCAGCCUGCAGCGGACUGCGCCAAGUCCACACCCAGUCCUCUCUGGAGGAAGAAAAAGGAGCUUCUCUGUCUACCCUCCUAGUCCUCGGACACCGAAGCCUGAGCGGACUCCAGCAGCAAAAGGUGAUCAGGAGCCUCCGGGAUGUCUGAGCUGGAGAAGGCCAUGGUUGCCCUCAUUGAUGUCUUCCAUCAGUAUUCAGGGAGAGAGGGUGACAAGCACAAGCUGAAGAAGUCAGAAUUGAAGGAGCUCAUCAACAACGAGCUCUCUCACUUCCUGGAGGAAAUCAAAGAGCAGGAAGUGGUGGACAAAGUGAUGGAAACGCUGGACGAAGAUGGGGAUGGGGAGUGUGACUUCCAGGAGUUUAUGGCCUUCGUCUCCAUGGUGACCACAGCCUGUCAUGAGUUCUUUGAACAUGAGUGAGACAAAAAAGAAAAGUGGCUGAGCCGUUUCCCCGUGGCAGACAUGAGGGCCACGAGAGGAGGCACGGCAGAAGGCUCGUGGGCUGGAAGGAGCUGCGCUCUCUAGACGCAUGUAACUAAUUAGGAAGCUUGAUUUGCUUCGGGGAUGAAACUCUGACCCCGUUCCCAAGGGCUGCUUUAAGUUAGCACAUCGUUUCUGCUACACUAGGUAUUCCUGUGAGCUGAAUGGUCCCGGGAACUAUUGAUAAGAGUCACUGAGGGGACGAAAUCAACACUCUGUGGGUAUAGCACUGGCUGUAGACCACCAUGCUCCUGUGGAAGGGUCACCUGUAAAAAUCAAGGCAGACUACCAAUAGCACUUCCGUCGGACAGCUUUCUUAGGUGUAGUGUAUGCUGUCCAUGCAUCUACAGACCCAUAGCUGGAUCCACUGCCACCCGAAGAGGUUGACUUGCCCUUACAACUGCUUGUCCUCUGUGCAAACGAUGCCCCGGAAAGUUAGACCUAUCACCCACACCCUCCCCCCACCCCCGCCAGCCCAAAAGGACAGCACACUCAAGUUUCUUCUUCCACAGUGAGCCGUGGAUCGUUACUAAGUACGUAUUUGACACCAACAGUUCUAACUGGCGGAACGAUUAGAUCUCGCACACGAAGUAUUAGCAUCCUAGCUCAUGACCGAGAAUCAAAAUUCUGCUCAGCAGAUGUCUCCUUUCAGGAUGACACCAUUGUCCCCAUAGGACAGGGACAGAGGAGGGCACUGGAGAGAGUGUCAGGUCUUUUUCUAGCUAUAUCUUCCUCUCUCCCUCUGCUGCCCAUAAUGUGAGUGACCCUGGAGGGUGAGACUUGCAGGGUGAGCUGCUGAGGAAUGAAGGGCCACUGAGAUGUGUCCUUUAGCUGCUGGGCAUCAUGUCUGACCUGCUGGUGCCUAGGGCCUGCUUAACACUCGGCAAGGCUGCGAGCUGAGGACUGUGGGAAGCCGGACUUGAUGCUUUCUAACCUGCAUAUUUGAAUGCUGAAGGUUCAAACAAUCCAAGUUACAGAUAAAUAAAAACCGCAUUGCAAGUAUUAAAAAGCCAUUUUAGGAAAAUUCUAA
Rattus rattus (black rat) is the source of this 1587-nucleotide messenger RNA. RefSeq names its product S100 calcium binding protein B (gene S100b). Gene Ontology annotation, biological process: positive regulation of cell population proliferation; positive regulation of canonical NF-kappaB signal transduction. Gene Ontology annotation, molecular function: S100 protein binding; calcium ion binding; zinc ion binding. NCBI's taxonomy places the organism in Eukaryota, Metazoa, Chordata, Mammalia, Rodentia, Muridae. The record is from RefSeq and is a predicted model, not a curated record. Gene Ontology annotation, cellular component: nucleus; cytoplasm. The transcript has 3 exons. Bases 219 to 497 code for a protein of 92 amino acids.